Molecule: messenger RNA, 303 nt
Organism: Canariomyces notabilis
Lineage: Eukaryota; Fungi; Ascomycota; Sordariomycetes; Sordariales; Chaetomiaceae
Exons: 2
Coding region: 1-303 (100 amino acids)
Source: RefSeq, a predicted model, not a curated record
AUGGACCGAAAGAGAAACCUCUCCCUCGGUGCCCGCUUCUCCGGCAAGGCGAGGACGUUGUCGCAGGAUGAGCAGCCGCCAUUCUAUACAAAGUCCGACACGACGCCUGCUCCGUCUACAUCCUCACAAGAUUCCAAGAAACUCGAGGCACAUGGCGGCAAUGAAGGCGUCGUCGGCCAGAGAUCAUACUACCCUCGCGAGAGAGACACAAUGAACCGCGGGAAGAAGGGGCUGGUGACUGGCGGCCGGGAGAGUGGGCAUCAUCGGAUACGGGUGCCUCCUGAGUCUUAUUCUUACUAUUGA